Molecule: messenger RNA, 1061 nt
Organism: Xiphias gladius (swordfish)
Lineage: Eukaryota; Metazoa; Chordata; Actinopteri; Istiophoriformes; Xiphiidae
Product: protein FAM180A
Exons: 3
Coding region: 131-643 (170 amino acids)
Source: RefSeq, a predicted model, not a curated record
CAGUCAGACCAUUUUCAUCCCCCUUUGUGAUGUGUACUCAUGACUGUGACUGCAUCCCUUGAGAAAGACGGAGCUUAACAAGACGGCGAGCGUGUGUUGAGUUGUGUGUUGAGUAGACCUGUGUGUGAGGAUGAUCAACAUGAUGCGGUGGUGGGCCCUUCUCACCGCUGCUUACCUGUCCAUCUACCUGGCGGCCACUCAGCACCACAGGAAAGCUCUGUAUCCAUCUGCGUAUAGAAUAAAGCGUGGGACAUAUUCGCUGAUCAACCCCACGUUCCAGCGCUCAGAGGAGGACAUCAACCUGCUCUUUGAGAUCCUGCUGGCUGGAAUGCAGAUAGAAGGUGAAGAGCACACUAUGCUGAUCCCAGAUGAGGAAUUGGCCUCCAUGAGGAGCGUGGAGAGGCUAGAGGUCAUCUGUGAGGACAUCGUGCCCAAGAGGCUCUCCGACAUCCGCCGUCUGACAGCAGAGCUCGCCGCACGCCGGCAGCCCCUGAGCUGGCCGGACUUCGAGAGGACGGUCCUGACCCUGGUGUACACCACCCAGACACUGGCUCGAAUCAGCAACCAGCGGCAGAGGGAGGCGUGGACGGACGCAGUGAUCCAGCUGUUCAGAGCCCUUCAGAAAGACCUCAGACCCCCUUGAGGAAGAAUCAGAAGACCUCGUUUCUUUUUAAAAAGUCAUUUUUGUGGUGAUGUGUGUCAUUAUCCGGAGCCCAUUUUAACACGUGACACUGUGUGACACCACAGUUCUUGACUUAAGCCUUUUCCCAAUUUCAUGCCUAGUCUACACACUAACUGUAUACAGUAUUUACCCUUAUACUAGUUGCUACAGUAUACUGUUUUUCGGUAUACAAGAAAUGAAUGUUUGACAAAAAAACCUUAACUCAAGGUCCAUAAGCACAAGCUUUUUUUUCUUUUUUCUUAAGCUACUCUGUCCAAGAAUGAAUUUUCAUGCUCGAGAAAAAAGAAUAUGCUUUACUGUUUUGUACUAACAGGAAAUGUUGCAACAUAUGAACCGUUAGCCAAACUGCAACUCCUGAAAUGCCACUGCAGAUUAAACU